GGACCUGACCACCUCAUUCCAUUUCGCGAACUUUCACCUUUCCACCAAGACAUCUUCUGUCUGGACAACCAUAUUUGAACUGUCAAUCGAUUAAACCAGCUCGGCAAUUCAAAAGGAAUUUCCACUCAAGGAUUAGCUACACCAUCGGACAUCAAACACUUUACAAUCACGACCUCAGGUCCCAAAAACCACAGCCAUGUCAACCCAAAGAGCCCUCUGGUUCGUCGCCAGCAAAGCCACCAAAAAGUCAUCACCACAAGGCACCCAAGCCGGCACCAUCUACAUCCACUGCAAAGUCAAGCCAGGCGCCAGCAAAACCCGCGAAGGCGUAAUUUUCAUAACCGACGAAGCAGUCGAGAUAUGCGUCGCCGCGCAAGCUAAGGAGGGAGAGGCGAAUAAAGCUGUUGUCAAGGUGCUUAGUGAGGCUCUCAAUCUCCCCAAGUCCAACCUCGAGAUCACCCAGGGCCUCAAGUCCAGGGCCAAGACAAUUGCUGUUGCUGCCCCUGGGUCGUGGGUUGGUGGUAAUGGUGGGGAGGAGGAGUGUCUUGAAAGGGUGAAGGCGUAUUUGAACAAAGCAACUGAGGCGUGAUGUUAUGUGGCCGGAUAAUGCCCUCGAGGCAGCGCCAUCUGGAUGAUCGUACAGUCGUCGACAUUGAUUCUGAUGUUCCCGCGCGAUCUGGUGGACCACGGGUAGACCAACACUCGUACCUCUCCGGUAAAACCCUGAGACCAUUUGCGCCCAUCUUUAUGCUUCUUUCGCCGCGGGUAUCGAUACCAUAUCCUCCUUUAUUCUCUCAUUCUCGUCAUAUCCUCAUUACUCAUAACAUGCGUCAAUCUCCGAACCGUAUUAUCUCCCGCUUCACCUCACACCCCUCCCACCAACUCGCCCGUUCGAUGUACUCCUAGUAAUCGCACCGCGGCUCGUCGUUCGGGA
Messenger RNA from Neurospora tetraspora, 934 nucleotides. RefSeq lists its product as uncharacterized. Bases 197 to 589 code for a protein of 130 amino acids. Gene Ontology annotation, cellular component: cytoplasm. The record is from RefSeq and is a predicted model, not a curated record. NCBI's taxonomy places the organism in Eukaryota, Fungi, Ascomycota, Sordariomycetes, Sordariales, Sordariaceae. The transcript has 2 exons.